This is a messenger RNA of Stylonychia lemnae, 702 nucleotides long. Lineage: Eukaryota; Ciliophora; Spirotrichea; Sporadotrichida; Oxytrichidae. The record is from the annotation of a GenBank genome assembly.
AUGUUUGAUUAAGAUGAUUUGGAGCAGGAGUGUAUCAAAGAGUAUAAUCUUGGUUAAAUAAGUCUGAAAAUUAAGUCUAAAUCUAUGCACAUAGGAGUUUCAAGGUCAGUCUGGAAAGCAAGCUUGGCUCUUGCUCAAUACUUAAAUACAAACUCUGAUAAUUUUGAUGUGAUGAAAGAAAAGCAAUUAUAGAUAUUGGAACUUGGAUCUGGUCCUGGAUUAUCUGGCUUUUAUGCCUCAAGAUAUUUUAAAGAUUCAAAAGUUUUUCUCACUGAUAUCUGUAUAAAGAGUCUAAAUCUUAUAAAGGAGAACAUAGAUAUAAAUAAGGAGGUACUAAAUUAAAAUCAGUUAUCAGUAGAUUUCUUUGAAUGGGGUAAUUUCACAAGGUCAUCUGAGAACGAGGAACAUUAUUAAAAUAAGGAUGAGUUUCCUACUAAUUAUGAGGGUUAAUUUGAUUUAGUAAUUGCUUCAGAUGUAGUGUAUAUACCUGAAUUUCUUGAUCCUUUACUAAAGAGCAUAUAAUAUUUUAUAAAACCCUAAUCUGGUAGAUGCUUAUUAGUCAACAACAAGAUUAGAUAAGAUUUAUUUAUUGAUAAAUUCGAUUAAAUGCUUUUGGAAAACAAAUUAGAUGCUUUCGUUAAUGAAGAAUUUGAUAUGGAUGAAGAUAAAUUUAGAGUUUUUAUUAUGAGACUAAAAGACUGA